AUGAAGAUGGUUUUUUCUGGGCCACCAAGGAUCCAGGCGACCUUUGGCCCGACGAAAGCAACACUCAAAGAGCUGGAAGGGGUGGAUUAUGAUGCCUGGCUCGAAGCCCAGCUGUCGAUGCCGCCGACACUCCUUCGCAGCCACUACCGGGCCCGUGCAAAUCCGCGCGUUGCCGAGGACAAGCCUGCGGGAGUUCCUCGUACCUCCUGCGAGCCUGGCUCCCGUUGGCUCCAGGUCGCCUUCACUUCUGCUGACGUGGGCGCACGCGUCGUGGCCAACGGUGCUCAGAUCUUCGUUGCCGGUGCCCUGCGCACCUCGCUGGAUGCAGCAUAUACGAAGAACGCACUCCCACCCCCGAUGUCGUGCACUUCCGUCGGCCGUGAUUGGUGGCAAUGGCAGCCUCAUCGGACCUGCGAGAACCAAAUCCGACGAUGGACUUGCAGCGGGGAUGCGUCAUGGACCCUCGACAAGUCCUGUCAGCAGGAAUGCUUCGAUGGUGGCUACCGCUACGAUGGUGACGAUUGCUCGCCUGGAUGGCCCAAUUUCAACUUCACUGGCUAUCUUUGCUCGGUGGGACCAGCCGCAGCCGUGGGAAACCAGAUAGAGCUUUCCACGAAUGCGGCCUGCGAGGACAACGACAAGAUCUUCAUGCUGAACCCUGGCUUGUGGGUGGACGGCCUGACAGAUGCAGCGGGAAGCUUCGAAACCGUACGUCCCUCUGUGAUUGUCCUCACUCAGAGCCCAGCCAAUUGUGAGUUUGGGGAGUUCAUUCAGGUAAACGGGCAGACUUUCCGACAUGAGUCUCGGCUAAAGUUGCUGGACGUGACACGCCCGGCAGAGGCGUGUGUGGCCGUACCCAAGACGCCCCUGAACGUGGAUGGAUGUGAAGUACAAGCCGGAAGGGUGUGCGAUCUAGCUCGAGGCGCAGAUUCAGCAAUGAUCCUGAACAGCUCAACACUGCAGCUGAUCUCAGAGCAUGCGAACCGGUACAUCUUCGCGGUGUCCGGGCUCAGCACGACCCUGAGCCCCUGCGGCACACUAGCUCGAUGGAAGCUGUUGGACUGCCAGGCGGCAAGCUGCACUGCAACGUCCUUGCAGGCCUCGGACGUGACCCUCCUCUCCAACGCUCUCUCCACCCAGACGGGCGGCCUGCGCGACGUCUACGUGAACUGCCAGUCGGUGCCUGCGGCCUCCGUGGUUCAGGUUGGCGGCGACACUUUUCAGCAUGUUCACAUUCAUGAGGGCAACGUCUACGACUUCACGGACUGGGUCAGUGCACAUCCAGGAGGCUCAAGUGCCAUCACCAAGUGGAGCAGCAGCGGCUACAAGCUGCAAUACCCGGGAAACCAUCCGAUGGACCGUUUCGAGACCCAGGUUCGAGGCAAUGUCCUGCAGUACAUCGGCAAGGAGGACUCCGAAGUGCGCUACCUGGACCUACCCACCAACCUGAAGACAGAGGCCUUGGCUCUUGAGCUGGCCAGCACCAACUCCCAAAACCUUUCCCUGGCCUGCCCCUCUCCGGGCGAAACGGCCAACAACCCGCAGUUGGGCAACAACAUGCCCUUCUACUACCGGUUCUUGGACUUUUCUGACCUGCGCAAUGACAUGGAUUUCGACCACCCGAGUGAGUACGAGCACCGGGGCAGGCCACGGAUUCCGAGGACCAGCGCCUGGUUCAAUCAGGUGUCGACUGCGCCGGACCAGCUCCGUCAGCGUAUGGCGUGGGCUCUGUCUCAGAUCCUGGUGGUGGGCCUUGGUGGCUUCACGUAUUCGGAGAUGCACGAGCUCUGGAUGAACUACUAUGACAUCCUUGUGCGACAUGCAUUUGGGAACUACCUCGACUUGCUCCGGGAGGUGACUUUCAAUCCCCUCAUGGGCGAGUAUCUCUCGUUCUUGAGAAACACCGCCUUUGAUCAUGACCAGAACUACCCGGACGAGAACUACGCCCGCGAGGUGAUGCAGUUGUUCUCCAUCGGCACGGUCAAGCUGAAUCAGGACGGAUCUUUCGUCUUGGAUUCAUCUGGCAACCCAGAGGCCACGUACGACAACGAAGACAUCACAACCUUCGCCAGCGUGCUCACCGGCUUCGAUCGCCAGGAGUGGCGCAGCAACAUCGAGAUGGUGCCAAGCACCUCCGCAGGCCGCAACAUCAUCGAUGCCAUGCGCAUGGUAUCGAGGUGGCAUGAUGCCUACCCGAAGAUGGACCUGCACGGGAACUACCUUGGCGAUGGGUACCCCCUUUGCUCAGACAUGCUCGACGAUCAGUUCCUGCGGAAGGGAGCGCGCUAUGAGUUCGUGACGGUGAGCCAGGAGGCUGCGAGCUCCGUCAUGACGCUGCGCCCCGACUCCGCGUUGUACAAGGCCCUCUGCUCUGCUGAUGGCUCGGGUCCCUGCCGCUUCAAUGCCAGCAUCGUGCUGCAGACGGAUCUGACCUGCUACCAGGAAGAGUGCAGCACCACACGCCCACUAGUGGUCCAGGUUGGAGAUGCUUUCUACGAGUUCAUGCCGCCUCCCUGCGUGCAUUUCUUCUUCUUCGAAGGCCGGAUUGCCACUGGGAGUGCCUCCCGAAGGCAGUGGUCGUCUCGGAGGAUCUGCACGAACCCUGCGACCUUCGUAGGCGGCGCCUACUGCUGCGCGGGCUGCUCGAACAUUCCGCCCGCGUACUUCUACCAGAGAGACGAUGGAAAAGUCUAUGACUGCGUGAACAGGUCGGAUGGGGCUUUUACAGGCAGCGGCUGCAACAUUCAGGGCCCAGGGAGCUGGUGGGACCAGAACAAGUGGUGCGAACUCCGCUGUGAUCAGCUGAAUCUGAGCUACGGAGGUCCCUGUGUCAGGGACUACGAGGAGGCCCAUGUCUGCGGCUAUCACCAGGAGUACAUGUCUUACGAAUCGGCCGAGCGCAGGUGUGCUUCCCAGGGUCUGAACAUCUGCGACCGCGGCACGAAGUUGACGACCUGCGGGCUGAACGAUGACGAUGCCCAGGUUUGGACACAGGAGACCUGCACCACCAACAUCACGGUAGAUGAGGUCGGAAGGGUGAGCUCCCAAAGGACGGAGAAGAUGAAGAUGAACAAGCUGCGGGUGCGCUGGACCAGCGGCUUUCCUGACGUCAGUGCCUGUCCCGCAGGCUGCGGAUCCUUGGGGAGCUCUUGCGAGUGCCCGGUCCGGGUGGUGACCCGGGCUGUUUUUGACCGCAUUCCUGGGGCCACCGAGCUUUCGACGCUGGCAGUGGGCGCCCUCCCACCUCAGCAGGCGUGCAGCCACUGUGGGGACGUGAAGGCCUACACGACUGGUGGCACCUUUGAUGAGAAGACGGUCUUUGAGUACCAAGGCAAGUUCUACCGGAACAUCGAGAGCCUCGUCUACGUCGGGGACAAGAGCUUCCGGAACCCGCCCCGCUUCGGGCUGGAGGAGGAAGUCAAUGAGCUGUCGGCGCGGUGGGAGAUCGAGAGCCUUCUCGAGCACUUGGUGAACCACCCCAACACACCGACCUUCAUCGGGCUGCGGCUCAUCCAGCGCUUCGUGACGUCCAACCCCACGCCAGGCUACGUCUCCGACGUGGCUGAGGCCUUCAAGACUGGUACCUAUCAAGGCCACACCUUCUCAGGCCGGCGUGGCGACUUGGCGGCCACCAUCGCCGCCAUCCUCUUGCACCCAGAGGCCGUGGGGGCUGCAAGCCGCCGCGGGGCGCUCCGCGAGCCGCUCAUCAAGCUGGUUCACUUCCUGCGGGCCUUGGAUUUCGAGGACUCCGCGGGGCGCGAGAUCCUGUUCCAGGAGUUGCAGCCCUUGAUUGGCCAGGGCCCCUUCGAGUCUCCGUCCGUCUUCAACUUCUACCGGUCGGACUACCAGUCCAGUUCGAUGCCGGCCGACGUUGUCGCGCCGGAGGCGCAGAUCAUGGACGCCAGCAACAUGGUCAACUUCCUCAAUGGCAUGCUGUCCCUGGUCAAGCACGGUGGCAUCACGCACUGUGAUGGGGGCUUCGGCAUCGACACCAAGACGUGUGAGCAGAACUCUUUCAAGCACGGCCUGAACAUCACGCAGUCUGGCGCCACCCAGGUGCUAUCCGAGCUGGACCUGCUUUUGACGGGAGGGCGGAUGACGAACGCCACGCGGGCCGUGGCCCGCGCCAGCUUAGAGGCCUGGGACAAGGAGGAGCACCAAGUCAAGGCUGCCCAGGAGGCGGUUCUCCUGGCCCCAGAGUUCCACACCUUAGGGUCCCCUCUGCCACAAGGUGUGCGAAGUGAAGACUCCCAGUCCAAUACGGAGACCGCCGCGCCACGGUCCUACAAGGCGCUGAUCAACCUCUAUCUCAAUGGUGGUGCCGACACCUUCAACCUCCUUGUGCCUCUGGAUUGCGCGCUUCAUGACGAGUACGUUGCUGUCCGAGGACCUGCGGCCUUGCUGAACGCCGAGCUCCUGGAGAUUCAGACCACAGGUCAAGCUUGCAGCAAGUUUGGCGUCCACCACAAGCUGCCUGUGAUCCGUCAGCUCUACCAGGAUGGAAAGGCCGCCUUCGUCAGCAACGUCGGGAGCCUCGUCGAGCCCUUGAACCGCAAUGAGUACGACAACGGCCUCAAAUCCGUGUGCGCCGGGCUCUUUUCUCAUUCCGACCAGACGGAGGCGGCUCAGACGUUGAAGUGUCAAAUCCGGGGCUCCGCUCCCAAAGGCGUGGGAGGCCGAAUGGCCGACGCGCUCUCAUCCGGGACGCAGCAGUUUCGGACGGCCUCGUACUCCCUGAGCGGCCGGCAGACUUGGGCACAGGGCGUGGACAUCAACCAGAUCAGCGUCGCACGAAGCGGUGAGGUGCCGACACUCAACAACUACACGGGACGGAGGCAGCUUCUCGAAGAUCUCUCGCAGACGGCCUACGGCAACAUCUACUGCGAGGAGUAUGCCCGGAAUCUUGGGAAGUGGGUGGACUCGAAUCAGGUCUUGUCUGACCAGCUCCAAACGGCAAACCUCAGCACCACCUGGCCAACCGACAUCGAGGACUGGAGCAGGCGGCAAACACUGCUGUCCUUCCAGACUGUGGCCAAGCUGAUUGCCUCUCGAGAAGCUCGCAAGGUGGAGCGUGACUUCUUCUACGUGGAGCUCCGUGGCUUCGACACUCACAACGACGUCCGGCCCGUGAUGGAAGAGCUCUUCGGCAACCUGAACUUUGCGCUCGAGGCCUUCGUGGCGGAACUCAAGGCGCAGGGCGUCUGGGACGCGACCACGCUGGUCACUUCUUCGGACUUCGGGCGCACGCUGACCUCGAAUGGUAAGGGCACCGAUCAUGGAUGGGCUGGGAACUACGUGGUCCUCGGUGGAGCCGUGAAGGGCGGCCAGGUCUACAACCGAUUCCCGGCCAGCCUUGCCGAAGGCAACAAUCAAGAUGCAGGCCGCGGCCGCAUGAUCCCGGAAUACCCCUGGGAGAAUGUCCUCAUGCCUAUUGCUGAGUGGAUGGGGGUAGAGAGCUCGCACCAGCGGGAUGUCUUCCCAAAUAUCCAGAACUUCAAUGCGUCGCACAUCUUGGCAACCAACGUGCUGUUCGCAUCUUAG
Messenger RNA from Symbiodinium natans, 5541 nucleotides. The record is from the annotation of a GenBank genome assembly. Lineage: Eukaryota; Dinophyceae; Suessiales; Symbiodiniaceae.